AUGAAGGACGGUGGGGACUCCAAGGACCAGCAACUCAUGGUGGCUCUCAGGGUUCGACCCAUCAGUGUGGCGGAGCUGGAGGAAGGAGCCACCCUCAUUGCCCACAAGGUGGAUGAGCAGAUGGUGGUUCUCAUGGACCCCUUGGAGGACCCCGACGACAUCCUGCGGGCGCACCGCUCCAGGGAGAAGUCUUACCUGUUCGACGUGGCCUUCGACUUCACCGCCACCCAGGAGAUGGUGUAUCAGGCCACCACCAAGAGCCUCAUCGAUGGCGUCAUUUCCGGCUACAAUGCCACAGUGUUUGCCUAUGGCCCUACAGGCUGUGGGAAAACCUACACGAUGCUGGGUACUGAUCACGAGCCUGGUAUCUAUGUCCGGACACUCAACGACCUCUUCCGUGCCAUUGAGGAAACCAGCAACGACAUGGAAUAUGAGGUGUCUAUGUCCUACUUAGAGAUCUAUAAUGAGAUGAUCCGGGACUUGCUGAACCCCUCCCUGGGGUACCUGGAGCUGAGGGAGGACUCCAAAGGUGUGAUCCAGGUGGCUGGAAUCACUGAGGUGUCCACCAUCAAUGCCAAAGAGAUCAUGCAGCUGCUGAUGAAGGGGAACCGGCAGAGGACCCAGGAGCCCACGGCCGCCAACCAGACGUCCUCCCGCUCCCACGCCGUGCUGCAGGUGGCCGUGCGCCAGCGCAGCCGUAUCAAGAACAUCCUGCAGGAAGUGAGACAGGGCCGGCUCUUCAUGAUUGACCUGGCGGGCUCCGAGCGAGCCUCCCAGACCCAGAACCGGGGACAGCGCAUGAAGGAGGGAGCUCACAUCAACCGCUCCCUGCUCGCGUUGGGCAACUGCAUCAAUGCGCUGAGCGACAAGGGCAGCAACAAGUACAUCAACUACCGCGACAGCAAGCUCACCCGGCUCCUGAAGGACUCCUUGGGGGGGAACAGCCGCACGGUGAUGAUUGCCCAUAUCAGCCCAGCCAGCACCGCCUUCGAGGAGUCUCGGAACACCCUGACCUAUGCUGGCCGGGCCAAGAACAUUAAGACCAGGGUGAAGCAGAACCUGUUCAACGUCUCCUACCACAUCGCCCAGUACACCAGCAUCAUCGCCGACCUGCGGGGUGAGAUCCAGAGGCUCAAGUGCAAGAUGGACCAGCAGGCGGGGCGGGGCCAGGCCCGAGGGCGGCUGGAGCGGCCUGACAGCCAGCAUGCUCGAGCCGAGGUUCAGCUGCACGGCCGGCAGGGAGAGCAGGCCGAGCUGGAGCAGGUCCGCGAGCAGCUCGUCAGCACCUUCCAAGAGCAGAUGGACCUGCGCCGGCGCCUGCUGGAGCUGGAGAACCAUGGCAUGGAGGUCCAGAUCGACACUUCCUGCCACCUGCUCACCAUUGCUGGCUGGGAGCAUGAGAAGUCACGCAGGGCCCUCAAGUGGCGGGAGGAGCGGAGGAAGGAGUCCUACUCGAAGGAUGACAGUGAGAAGGACUCGGACACAGGUGACGACCAGCCAGACACCCUGGAGCCGCCCGAGGUGGCCGCCGCCCGGGACAGCAUCGCCGCCCUGGUGGGGGAACAGAGGAAGCUGCGCAAGGAGAAGCUGGCCCUGGAGCAGCGCUGCCGGGAGCUGCGCGCGCGGGGCCGGCGCCUGGAGGAGACGCUGCCGCGGCGCCUGGGCUCGGAGGAGCAGCGCCAGGUGCUCGGCCUGCUGUGCCGCGUGCACGAGCUGGAGGUGGAGGUCACCGAGAUGCAGUCGCACGCGCUGCUCCGAGACGGCGCCUGGCGCCACCGCCGCGAAGCCGUGCGCCGCCUGGAGCAGCACCGGAGCCUCUGCGAGGAGAUCAUCCAGGGCCAGCGGCAGAUCAUCGAGGACUACAACCUGGCGGUACCCCCGCACCUGGAGGCCCUCUAUGAAGUGUACCUGCGCGAGCUGGAGGACGGCAGCCUCGAGCGGGCCGCCAUCGUGGACCGCGUGGCCUCCAGGGCCCUGCAGGACAGUUCUUUGCCCAAAAUUACCCCAGCAGGAGCUACACUGACCCCAGACUCUGAUCUGGAGAGCGUAAAGACAAUAAGCUCCGAAGCCCAGCGCCCACAGAACAGCACCCUCCCACCUCUCUGCACGGACAGUGAAGCCCACCACAUAUUCAAGGCCAAUUCUCGAGCCUGGCAGGUGAAAGGCUAUUCUGUGCCCACCCCACCACCCAUCCAGAUUGGCAGCCUAGUGGCCCAGGAGCCCCCUCUGGACAGCCUGGGCAGCCGGAUCAACUCUUCUCCAGAUAGCAGCGAGAAUCUGUCGGAGAUUCCCUUAUCCCACAAAGAGAGGAAAGAGAUCCUGUCCAACACCAAGUGCAUCUCAGUGAAGGCUGCCGGCCGUCGCUCGCGGGCCCUGGGCGUAGAAGGGCGCCACCUGCUGGCACCUGCCACAGAGUGCAGCAGCCUGUCCCUGCACUCUCUGAGCGAGGCUGAUGAUGCCCGGCCACCAGGCCCACAAGCCUGCAAACGACCCCCCAGCCCCACGCUUCAGCAUGCUGCCAGCGAGGACAACCUGUCCAGCAGCACAGGAGAGGCCCCUUCCAGGGCCAGAGGGCAUCGAGGUGAAGGCCCUGGGCCCUGGCUGCGAGGCCAGAAGAAAAACCCGGGCAAGAAAAGGGAGGAGUCACUGGAGGCCAAAAGGAGGAAGCGGAGGUCCCUGUCUUUUGAGGUCACAGGCCAUGGGCUCUCUCGCUCCAAGACGCAUCUCCUCAGGGCCCGUCCCUUGGAGGACAUCUUAGACCACAAGAUGCCAGUGUGUGGGCACCCAGCCCCUGGUAUCAGGCAUCUGGGAAAAGUCACCAUGCCUUUGGCCCAAGUCAAACUCUCUCCAAGCCAGAACCCAGGAUCUGGGGAUGCUUCCUCCCUUGCUGGUCCCCCCAACCCAGCUGGCAUUUCCCGGAGAGGAGCCGCUCGCGGGCCCAGCCUGCCCCAUGGCUCAAGAAAAGAUGGACACUUCCGGCAUAACUGA
Messenger RNA from Dipodomys spectabilis (banner-tailed kangaroo rat), 2988 nucleotides. RefSeq names its product kinesin family member 19 (gene Kif19). Bases 1 to 2988 code for a protein of 995 amino acids. Gene Ontology annotation, molecular function: microtubule binding; ATP binding; microtubule motor activity. NCBI's taxonomy places the organism in Eukaryota, Metazoa, Chordata, Mammalia, Rodentia, Heteromyidae. The transcript has 20 exons. The record is from RefSeq and is a predicted model, not a curated record. Gene Ontology annotation, biological process: microtubule-based movement.